AUGUGGGCCGACAUGCUCUUGCAGGAACUCGAGCAAGCCUCUGCCAACCAGCCGGUUACUUUGUCGGUUGGCGGCAAGUCGAACGGCGAGAGCGCGACGCGCCGUCAAUCUACUGAAGCGGCGUCUCGAGAAGCACAGUCCCCGACGCGCGGCGACCCUCGAUCUUUAGGGUUGGGGGAAGGCAUCAGCGGAAGCGGGCGGAAGAGAGAGCAGGCGGAGCGGAGUCCGCUUGACGGUUUGCAGCUGGGGGCGGGAGGAGGGGGUUGCGGCGGUCAGGGAUUUCCGUUUUCCUCUGUCGGCAAUCCCGAGGGUCAUCAGAAGCGGCAAGAGACGAACCCUCGGGGAUGCAGGGAUGGAGUGAUUGCACGCAAUGUGACUAUAGGUCGAGCGGACGGUCAGUACGUCGAGGGAAAAUCACUUGAAGGGCAAGAUGCUAGGGGUGUGAUUGAAUCGAGACCGUUAGGAUUCGAGCGGGGGGGAAGGGAGAAGGAAUCUUCCAAGGGCGAUGAGCGCGAGAGUGAGAGGGAGGGAGACGAGGCGGUAAGGGAGGGGAUUGAUGGCGGAAGAAGGGGAGGAUGGGAGGGGUGGGAGAAGAUGGUUGGGGCUGGAGAAGAGGUUUGCGCGCACGUUCAGCAGCAGCAGCCGCAUCGAGAUUUUGAGGCGUCUCAGAACCACAAACAGCAGCAGCAGCAGCAGCAGCAGCAGCAGCAGCCGCCGCCAUCGCAGAACGUAUUUGGCGGCGACGCGCAUCGGCCUGUGGAGUAUCGAGUCACGGCGUGCGAGGAGGGGCGCCGCCCGCCCGCGUGGAAGCCGGCGGCUUUCGCGGGGCACUUAAAGCGCGACGACGACCUCACUCUAAAAGCAUUCCUCAAAGGCGGCAGAAGGCGCCACGGAGGGGGUUCGGUGCGCGGCGCGCAGACGUGGCGGGCGGACGAUAUUGCGGACGCGUGGCGGGUGGCGGAGGGACUUGCGGAGAUGGAGCGUGUGCGGCGGGAGCAGGCGGGACGGGGCGCGCAUCCCACCUCUGGUUCCGCAAACCCGCCUGCUACCGCUACUGCGGCGGCGGUUGCCGCCAUUCAGAGUUUCCCUGCUGCGGGCAGCCCAGCCGCUUGCUUCUCCCCCUACGCCAGUGGAAGCGCCGCGGUGAAGGACAAUGGCGCGCCAGGGGGUGGGCUCGCGCUGAACGACAGCGCGCGGAAGGGCAAAGCGGCGGUUGCGGACGAGCCUUGCGCGCCCGGCUUCGGGUUUGAGCGGUGCGCCAGCAGCGAGUGCACUGGCGGGUCGUCGCAGGGGGAGAGCUCAAGGUCUCGCGGAGGGGGAAGGGCGCGCGGGGAGGGGAAGAGACGGAAGGGUUCGCGCUUGUCAGGCGGAGGGGAGCGGAAGGGGAAGGUGAAGGCCGCUGGUGCUGCUGCGAGUGAUGCUGCUAUUGGCGCUGACGUUAUUGCUCCGACCGAUUUCAGCGCUGGGGGGAAGGCGUCCGCGCAAGGCGCUAAAAGCGGAGGGGGGAGGGAGAAGCGCGGAGUAGAUGCGCGCGCUGACGUGGCAGGAAAGGGCGCGGCGCAGCAGAGCGAGAAGGCGAAGCAGAUGGAGCGAAACCUCAAGGUAGCUUCCGCGCAGCUUCUCACCCUUCAGAAAUGGGACGAGGGAUCAAGAGACCUCGCGGUCCGAUGGGCCGUAUGGCUCUUAAGGCUCAUUCGCAAGUCCGCCCCCACGCCGCCCCCGCCCUCUAUCCGCCUCCUCCUCUUCUCUUCCAUUCUCAUGACUCUCCCUCGGAUAGCCGACUCCCUCCUCCCGCUCACCUCCCUCCCGGGCCUCGCCUACUCUUCAGCGUCAGGCUCGGCAGGAGGCUCGGUGAAAGGCUCGGCGGGAGGUUCGGCGGCGUCCGAGGUGGUGCGGCAGAUGCUGCGGAGCGUGUGUGCGCUGGUGGGGGCGGUGGGGAGGACAGCAGCGGCGACAGGCAGUGGUCGCACAGCCAGAGCCACACCCUCAGCCAAGGAUGCGUCAGGGCAUAAGGCCUCGUCAGCAGCCCGAGCAGGCACGUCGGUGUGGCUGGGAACCCCUCUGGCCGCUGGCAUGGGGGCGAAGAUCGCCGUGGGCGGCAGGGGCAGCGCCAGUGCUGUUUACCGUGAGCUGUCCUCCCUCUGUGGGUCAACGGGUGGGUGGAAGAGCGGAGGGGAGGGGGGUGUGGGAGAGGAGGGGACGGAGGAGGGGGAGAUUGUGAGGGAGGGGUUGGGCAGUGGUGGAGGGGGGAAGAGAGUGAGGGAGGGGGAGGCAGGGGGGUAUGCGGAGUGGAGUGCCAGGAAUAUGGCUCAGACCGAGGCGAGCGCUGUGCCUUAUUUCUGGUCCGGGGUUUACCGGACCUGCAGCUCGGUGUUGGUGCCCCAACAGCCAACAGGAGCAGCAGCGCAGGCCAGGGCGCAGAGAUCGAGAUGGGGAGUGGCGUGA
Messenger RNA from Closterium sp. Yama58-4, 2445 nucleotides. NCBI's taxonomy places the organism in Eukaryota, Viridiplantae, Streptophyta, Zygnematophyceae, Desmidiales, Closteriaceae. The record is from the annotation of a GenBank genome assembly.